AUGGGAGGGAAAAGUCCAUUCUUCUGCCACAGCAGCUUACAGUAUACGUCAUAUAAGAAUGAAAAAGACAACUGCGAUUCAGAACUGAAGUCAAAUGCAUUGCGCAUCCCAAAACGUAUUGUAUUUAUAACGUCAUGUCUACUUAACAUUCAAUUGGUUUCAGCGUCAUCAGAAAAAACGUCCAACGCGUUCUCAUGGCUGCCGUCGAGAUCUCCAAAACGGUCCCAUAAAGCUAGUACCGAGAACGUUCAAGGUGUUGUCAGCCCCACCGACACGCUAGAGACGUUGGCUGAGAAAAACGGGGGCAUACCGUUAUUUUUGGAACGUUGCGUGGAAUACAUCGAAAAGGAAGGCGGUCUGGAAAUGGAAGGCUUAUAUCGUGUGCCGGGAAAUCAGGCUCAAUUGAGCGAACUUGAAAAAGCAUUUCGAGAAAAGGGCGAUGUGGAUAUCGCUGGUCUCGACAUGCCGGUACACGUGGUUGCGACAGCCGUGAAAAACUUCUUCAGUUGCUUGGCAGAACCUCUGAUUCCUACGGAAUUACAUCAGGACAUUUUGGACAUUAUGACACGAUUAACACCAGUGAAUCGGAAUGUUCUCAUCUACUUAACAUCUCAUUUAGAAAGGGUAGCCUCUUCACCAAGCACUGCUAUGGAUGUUCACAAUCUGUCAAAAGUUCUUUUUCCCACAUUGUUCAGGUGUGGCACUAUUCUUUUCUGGUAA
Haemonchus placei is the source of this 720-nucleotide messenger RNA. The record is from the annotation of a GenBank genome assembly. NCBI's taxonomy places the organism in Eukaryota, Metazoa, Nematoda, Chromadorea, Rhabditida, Trichostrongylidae.